AUGGACACCUUAAACGGUUCCAGUUUGGCUAAGAACGCGACUCCCUACCGCUGCAAGUUUAACGAGGACUUCAAGUACAUCCUGCUACCUACAUGCUAUAGCGUGGUGUUCAUAGUUGGCAUAGUACUUAACAUCACCGCCAUGUAUGCCAUUCUGUUCCGGAUCAAACACUGGAGCCCCAACACCAUCUAUAUGAUGAACCUGACCGUAUGUGACACACUCUACAUCCUCACUCUGCCCUUCCUGAUCUACUACUACGCUGAUAAAAACGACUGGCCUUUCUCCGAAGCUUUCUGCAAGCUCAUCCGCUUUCUGUUUUACUCAAAUCUGUACGGUAGCAUCCUCUUCCUGACCUGUAUCAGCAUCCACCGCUUUCUCGGCAUUUGCCACACGGUGCGGUCCAUGCAGUGGGUCAACGCUCGACGUGCCCGCUUGACCUCGCUCAUUGUUUGGGCUGUUGUGCUGGUCGCCCAGGCGCCUGUGCUUUACUUCUCCAGAACCAAUGGACAAGUCUGUUAUGACACCACAUCAAAAGAUCUGUUUGAGUACUUUCUGAUGUACAGCUCCGCCAUUACUGUGUUUUUCUUCUUGAUUCCCUUCGGCGUAGUGCUCGUCUGCAACGGCAUGAUGGUGAGAACGCUUCUACAGCCAAGUACCAUCGGAGGUGCUACAUCCCGCCAUUCCAAGCAGAAGUCAGUCAGGAUGAUCGUCAUCGUGCUGCUGGUGUUUAUCCUCUGCUUCCUGCCCUUCCACCUCAUGCGGACCAUCUACUACUAUUUCAGGUAUUUCGAUGUGAACUGCGCACUUCUGGAAGGUUCCAGUAUAGCCUACAAGGUCAUGAGGCCACUGGCGAGUGCUAACAGCUGCGUCGACCCCAUCCUCUACUUCAUGGCUGGCCAGGGUUUUCGCCGGGGUCUAACCCAAAGAAGCAAGCUAAGAAAGAAGCCCGAAGAGAGCAAACAUCUUUCCACCAACUUAUGA
Trichomycterus rosablanca is the source of this 981-nucleotide messenger RNA. RefSeq names its product P2Y purinoceptor 2-like. The record is from RefSeq and is a predicted model, not a curated record. Gene Ontology annotation, molecular function: A1 adenosine receptor binding; G protein-coupled UTP receptor activity. Bases 1 to 981 code for a protein of 326 amino acids. NCBI's taxonomy places the organism in Eukaryota, Metazoa, Chordata, Actinopteri, Siluriformes, Trichomycteridae. The transcript has a single exon. Gene Ontology annotation, cellular component: plasma membrane. Gene Ontology annotation, biological process: G protein-coupled receptor signaling pathway.